GGAUGGCCACUGACAAGGCCCCCACUUUCUCUAAUGGACAACGCCACGAAUUCGUAUGCGCCGGCAGGCGAUGCCUCCAACGCUCUUGUCGAGAAGUCCUUCCUGGAUGGGUACGCGCUGGGAGCUGUAAGCUACGGCAUUCUUGUCAUCCUGACAUGGCAAACCCUGUACUCGUUCCUCAGUCUCCCGCGCACCAGAAUGCCGUGGGGCCUCGUCCUCUGCGCAUGCGGCAUCUUCACGCUGGCAACAAUCGGCUUUGGGAGCGCUACCAAGAUCAACGAGGAGGCGUUUAUCGAUGACCGCGCAGCGCCGGGCGGCCCGAGCGGCUUCGAAGUUAGUUCGUUUGCCUCGGGGGUGAAUAUGAUGGGGGUUAUCGCGUAUGUCGUGCUGAGCUGGCUCGCAGACGGUUUGGUGCUGUGGCGCUUCUGGCUCAUCUGGGGAUCCAACUACACAUACGCUGUCUUCCCAGCGCUGAUGCUUCUGGGCUCGAUAGUGUCCUCCCUUGCGCUCAUCGUCGCCUCUUUUCAACUCGCCGACUCCUUCUGGGCAGCACGCUCCGUCCAAUUCGGCACUGCCUACUGGUCACUCUCUAUUGCGCUCAACGUGCUCCUCACGCUGCUCAUCACCGGCCGCAUUCUCCUCAUCCGCCGCCGCAUCAAGCGCUCGCUCGGCCCACGCGGGCAACCAGUUAUCCGUCUCGCGCCGCGUCAGCUCCCAAUCCAAUGCCCAACUCCAUCCCGCCGAUAA
This is a messenger RNA of Mycena indigotica, 747 nucleotides long. RefSeq lists its product as uncharacterized. NCBI's taxonomy places the organism in Eukaryota, Fungi, Basidiomycota, Agaricomycetes, Agaricales, Mycenaceae. The coding region runs from base 34 to 747 and encodes 237 amino acids. The transcript is spliced from 5 exons. The record is from RefSeq and is a predicted model, not a curated record.